UCCUCUGUUUUCCUUCAGUUUCUCUCACGUUCUCGCCCCUAGGGUUUCGCUUAUUCCUAUCGAGUUUUACUCGUUGCUAUCUCUUACAAUGAGCAACGACAAGGAUCAGUUCAACAUCGCUGAUCUCGGAGCCGCCCUCCCCGCCGCUGCUGCCGCUCUUAGUGCGGAGGAUCGGGCCGGGCUCGUGAACGCUCUCAAGAAUAAGCUUCAGAAUUUGGCUGGGCAGCACUCAGAUGUUCUGGAAACUCUUUCACCGAAUGUCAGAAAGCGUGUUGAGUUUCUCAGAGAAAUUCAGGGUCAACAUGAUGAGCUGGAGGCUAAAUUUUUUGAGGAAAGAGCUGCACUUGAAGCAAAAUACCAAAAGCUUUACGAACCACUUUACACAAAGAGAUAUGAAAUUGUCAAUGGUGUAGUUGAAGUUGAAGGCAUCACCAACGAAGCCCCAAUGGACCAAGAAGAGGAUAAAGCCACUGAAGAGAAAGGAGUGCCUAACUUCUGGCUUACUGCGAUGAAGACCAAUGAAGUACUGGCUGAGGAGAUAUCAGAGCGUGAUGAAGGGGCCCUCAAAUAUCUCAAAGAUAUCAAGUGGUAUAGGAUUGAUAAUCCAAAGGGCUUCAAGCUGGAGUUUUAUUUUGAUGCUAAUCCUUACUUCAAAAACUCUAUUCUGACAAAAACAUAUCACAUGAUUGAUGAUGAUGAACCUAUUUUAGAGAAAGCAAUAGGGACGGAGAUUGAAUGGUAUCCAGGGAAAAGUUUGACCCAAAAGCUCCUAAAGAAGAAGCCUAGGAAGGGAUCAAAGAAUGCCAAACCCAUUACUAAGACAGAAAAUUGUGAAAGUUUCUUCAAUUUCUUCAACCCUCCACAGGUCCCUGAGGAUGAAGAGGAUAUUGAUGAAGAUGUUGCUGAAGAACUCCAAAAUCAAAUGGAACAAGACUAUGACAUAGGUUCGACCAUUCGGGACAAAAUUAUUCCUCAUGCUGUGUCAUGGUUUACGGGGGAAGCUGUUCAAGGGGAUGAGUUUGAAGAUAUAGAAGAUGAUGAUGAUGAAGAUGGGGAUGAUGAAGAUGAGGAGGACGAAGAGGACGAGGAUGAGGAGGAGGAUGAUGAAGAUGAGGAUGAGGAAGAGGAAGACAAGAGUAGGAAGAAGACAUCUACUGGACCCAAGAAGAGUGGAAGAUCACAUGCUGGGGAAGGUCAGCUGGGUGAGCGUCCUCCUGAGUGCAAGCAACAGUAGUAUUAGAUUGCAGACAACAGACAUGGAAGCCAGAUGAGUCAAUGGUGUCCUGGUUGUUGAGAGUUUUGGGUCUUUGAUUUUCUCUCAUUAUCAUUCAAUUAUCAUUGCCUGUUCCUCUUUUUUCCCCUUGUCUUUACCAUAGAGGAGCUUUAUAAUUUGUUGGGGUUUGGGUUCUUCUGGGGUUGGCUUGAGUUGUGGAUUUCCAAUUACAUUGUUGAAUUAUAUAUUGAUGUUGUGUCUUAAAUGGUUAGUAUUAAGUCAAUGUAUAUUAAUGUUCUUUUUCUA
Messenger RNA from Vitis riparia (riverbank grape), 1519 nucleotides. Its product is annotated as nucleosome assembly protein 1;4. Gene Ontology annotation, biological process: nucleosome assembly. The coding region runs from base 89 to 1234 and encodes 381 amino acids. The transcript is spliced from 12 exons. The record is from RefSeq and is a predicted model, not a curated record. Gene Ontology annotation, cellular component: nucleus; chromatin. Gene Ontology annotation, molecular function: chromatin binding; histone binding. NCBI's taxonomy places the organism in Eukaryota, Viridiplantae, Streptophyta, Magnoliopsida, Vitales, Vitaceae.